Paramisgurnus dabryanus is the source of this 1838-nucleotide messenger RNA. RefSeq names its product G protein-coupled receptor 182 (gene ackr5). Gene Ontology annotation, biological process: G protein-coupled receptor signaling pathway. NCBI's taxonomy places the organism in Eukaryota, Metazoa, Chordata, Actinopteri, Cypriniformes, Cobitidae. The record is from RefSeq and is a predicted model, not a curated record. Gene Ontology annotation, molecular function: G protein-coupled receptor activity. Gene Ontology annotation, cellular component: membrane.
UAUCUUGCCACACAAGCCAACGUUUGGCUAAAACCUGUACAGUGUUGCAAUAAAGCAAAGCCUCUGGUGUUGUUUCUCCAGGACUGUUUCACCUUAGAGGGGUCAACCCCAAAAGUCUCAUCUGCUUAACACGUGCUAAGAGAACAUGACAGGUGAUCUUCACAAUUCAUCGUAUGACUACAACAAUGACACGUGGCAGUACAUUUACGACUGCAUUAAUUUCUACGAGAGGGAUAACAACCGCCGGAUCAUUCUAUUCCUCCUCUAUCUGGUGCUGAUUGUGAUGGGGUUGGGCACGAACAGCCUGGUGGUGUGGGUAAACUGGCGUCGAAGGCACUCGGCCAACGGCGUGCUGUUUUGUAUCAUCAACAUGAGCCUGUCUGAUCUGAUGGUGGUCUUCACCAUGCCCUUCUACAUGCUGGAGAUGACCUUAGAAAAGGUUUGGCUGUGGGGUCAUUUCCUUUGCAAGGUCACGCAUCUUGUGUACGUCAUCAACAUCUACAACAGCUCCUUAUUCCUGGCCUUCAUGACCCUGGAGCGAUACCUGUCCUUGACCCGGCCCAACGCGCCCGCUUGCUUCCCACCACACCACAAACGCCGUUGGCGGCUCUGUGCCAGUAUCUGGCUCCUGUCCCUUGUGCUGGCCUUGUUGGAAAACGUUCACAUGGAUCUGCUAGAUUGGGACAAACCGGGCUGCUUCAUGUUUCCCGAGAACAACCACACGGCAUGGUAUGUGGCUGUUUCUUUCCUUGGCUUGAUUUUCCAGUUUCUGGGCCCGGGGUCCGUCAUCAUCACCUGCAAUAUACUGAUUUCCCGAGCUGUCCGCACAGCCCCGGACGUCCACAACAGACGGGAUGUUUGGUUGGUGCACGUGUACUCGUUGGUGUUCGUGACUUGCUGGUUGCCGUACCACUUUGUGAUGAUCAUGUUGACGGUGGAAAAUCUGAAUCCUUACCAGUUCUCCUGCAACUUGGUCGGGAUGUUGAUCUUCUCAUAUAGCGUGGUGCAAUGCUUGUCGCUCUUUCAUUGCAUUGCCAACCCGAUCCUCUACAACUUUCUCAGCAAGAGCUUCCGCAAUAACCUAAUAAACGCCAUGAUCAGUCGUAUCUCUUCAGCGUCUGUGAGUGCACCGGCUAACACAGUGGCCGACAACAAAGGCAUGACUGCUGUUAAAGAACGAAAGCUCAGUAAUGCCAGCACAAGCCACUCGGACAUUGGAGCUUAAAGUCCCACUGCGGGGGAAAUUUGGUUUUUAUUGUUGCUUAUAUGUCUUUGCGGUGUUUUUAAUAUGUUUUAAGACAAGCCAUGAUCAAAUUCAUCAUUCAACACCAUUGCUGAAUAUAUUCUUCAUAAAAAUUGGGGACAGUCUCAUUCCCACGGUUUAAAAUCAGCUUGGUUUCCAAUGUCACAAACAUUUAACCAAUCAAAUCAACAAAGUUGAAAGUGUGGAUGCCGCAUAGACUCCUAAAUAGUAUUUUUUUCUUAUAACGCAUUGUGUUUCAUGUGUAACAGUAUUGAUUAAUCUCAGGUUAUUUAGUGCUAACAUAUCCUAAAAUUGGCCUUUUCAGAGUUUUUCAAAAUAAAAUUAAAUCGUGUUGAAAUGUGAGAAGAUCCUGUUGGGACGAAAGUAAACUUGUUACUUUUGUCCCGCUGCUAAUACUACUGCAUUAUGUUGAAAAUGUAUAUUAUUCUGAUUUGAUUUCAUUUAAUUUUCAUAGUGUUCAAACUUUUGAAUUUUUUUUAUUUUCAACACUUAAAGUUUGUACUGGCGGAUGCAUUUGAAGAAACUGAAAUUUUAAAUGAAAAUGUAAUUUUAUUAUUUUUUACAAAGAUAAAUA